Molecule: messenger RNA, 1008 nt
Organism: Penicillium cataractarum
Lineage: Eukaryota; Fungi; Ascomycota; Eurotiomycetes; Eurotiales; Aspergillaceae
Product: cardiolipin synthase
Exons: 5
Coding region: 1-1008 (335 amino acids)
Biological process (GO): cardiolipin biosynthetic process
Cellular component (GO): membrane; mitochondrion
Molecular function (GO): cardiolipin synthase activity
Source: RefSeq, a predicted model, not a curated record
AUGCUUUCUACAGGCGUGAUGCGGUUGCUGCCCCCUUCACGGGCUAGCCACGGCUUGUUGCGCAACACCGCACGUCUCGCACACCAACCACAUGGGCAGCUGUACCAUGGACAUCUAGUCAACUCCAGGUGUAUUUCCGUGUUGACUAUGUCACCUCCCUUAGGCCGUUCAUCGAUCCAGACUUCGAAAUCUGGGAGCCGCUUGACUUCGAUUUCAAGGACGCUGACUCUUACGCAAAAACGAUGGUCUACAUCGCAAACCCCGGAGGACCCAAAAAAACCGGUCCCCGAAGAAUCCAAAUAUGCCACGAAUCGCAUUCUCUCUAAGAUUCCCAUGGGAAAAGGAAGCCGUGAGAACAUCUAUACCAUUCCUAAUAUCCUCACCUUCUCCCGGCUGGUAGCGGCACCCGUGGUGGGUUAUCUGCUUGUCCACGACUACCAUGCGGCUGCGCUGUCGCUCUUCGCUUAUGCGGGUAUUACCGAUUUGGUUGAUGGCUGGAUUGCCCGAAAGUACAAUCUACAGACGGUCGUGGGAACCAUCAUUGACCCGAUGGCCGACAAGCUUCUUAUGACGAUCGGAGUGGCCUGUCUAGCCGUGAACGGCUCUCUUCCAGUAUGGCUGGCCGUUAUUAUCCUCGGUCGCGAUGUUGGUCUGGCUAUUUCGGCCAUCUACUAUCGGUGGAUCUCACUCCCCCCACCAAAGACGAUGGCUCGCUACUGGGAUUUCUCGCUCCCCUCUGCUGAGGUGAAGCCCACGGAGAUUUCCAAGAUUAACACUGCCUUGCAGUUGGUUCUGGUCGGGACCGCGAUCGGUCUGCCUGUGGUGCCUGAGGCAAUUAUUAGUGCGUGGCAUUUGAGCGAGGCCAUGACUGGAUUCCAGUAUUUGGUUGCUGCUACCACUAUCUGGUCGGGCAUGAGCUACGUGUUCUCUAACAACGCCGUCAAGAUCUUGACCAAAGAGGAGAUUCAGAAGCGUAUUGCUCAGGCUGAAGCAAAGCGUAAGCACUGA